CAUACAGCGCUGUUUCUUUCUUGAAUUAGUGUUUGGAAGAGAAGAGCCCUACCAUGGCGGGCGGCAAAGGUCGAGGAAUGGCUGCCUUCAGCUUCCAUGUGGAGAACCUGGGCAUCACCAGGGCUAACAUGCCCGAUGCUAGAAGGGGGCCUGGACAGCUGUUUCCAGUGCUGGAGUUCAAACCUGUGGCAAUGGAUCUGAGCCCAAGUGAUGACUACAUGCUCUCCCUGAAACAGGAGAUGCGGGGCGCCAUGCGCCGCCUGCCCUGUUAUCUGACUCCCAACGCUGCCAAGUCUGAAGUGGAGCGUUAUAAGGAUAAGUACGCAAAGGAGAAAAUAAAAAUCAAGGAUGAGGAAUGGACACCGGACUGGAAUCGGCUUCCAAGAGAACUGAUGCCAAAAGCCAACUUGCCAACAAAAAAGAAGUCUGUGCUGAAGAAAAAACCUAAAACACUGACCAGCCAAGACAAGGAUAGCCUCCUAUCAAAAUUAAAUGAGCUGGAGAAGACGGAUGAUGUAAACGCUGAUGAGGAAAAGGAAGAGGCCGUGGGAGAAAAGAAGAAGAAAGGAGAGGAUGGCAAUGAGGAGGAGGAGGACAAGGAGGACAUUGAGGCAGAGGAGUUAGAUGAAGAGGAAUUGGAGGAGGAAAAUGAUUACAUAAACAGCUACUUUGAUAACGGAGAUGACUUUGGAGCAGGCAGUGAUGACAACAUGGAUGAAGCUACCUAUUAAGUUGUUUUUGUCAAAUAUUUAUGAUUGUAAAUAUGUGGUAUAAGUUUGAAUGAGUCAAGUGUGAAUUAGUUUUUUUUUUUUUUAAAUAAAUUAUUAUUAAAUGCUUCAUGGUAAAAAACGCAUGAAAGGGCAUCACUUGGAUUCGUCAUAAUUAAAAUAGUUAACUUUA
Messenger RNA from Engraulis encrasicolus (European anchovy), 900 nucleotides. It is a transcript of the gene polr3g, whose product is annotated as polymerase (RNA) III (DNA directed) polypeptide G. Gene Ontology annotation, cellular component: RNA polymerase III complex. The transcript has 7 exons. Gene Ontology annotation, biological process: transcription by RNA polymerase III. Bases 54 to 731 code for a protein of 225 amino acids. Lineage: Eukaryota; Metazoa; Chordata; Actinopteri; Clupeiformes; Engraulidae. The record is from RefSeq and is a predicted model, not a curated record.